CGCCGGGGCCCCACACGCACGCCGUCAUCCCCUUGGCUAGUCGGCCACUCGGCUACUUCGUGUUUGUUGUUGUUGCGUGUCGCGACGCGCGUGACGAGGCGAAGAUGGUUCAUCUGGGAGUCGGCGGUCAGUACAUCGUCGAGGGGGGGAGCGCUUACGGCUCCUCCAAUCCCGACGAUGUCAUUAUCGAGACCAAGAAAAUUUUAAUGAUGCAGAAGCGCGACAUCGUCCUGACGGCGGUGUUCUCGAGCCUGGCCGCUCUCAUCCUGAUAGCGGGCGUCGGCGCCGCCUGCUACUACUUCCAGAAGCGUCGCCGCAAGCGGGACGACGAGGAGGAGAGCUCGACCGGCGGCGGCACCUGUUCCCGCCUCGAGGCCGGCGCCGAGAAGAAAACGGGACGGCUCAACGGGUUCCUCAGCCUCAAGACGCCGCUGAUCUCCACCAAAACGCUUGGUUUCAGUCCGACAAUUUCUCUUUUGUGUUGCCUCUCAUUUUUACAAAAAUCAGCAAAAAACACCAACGCAAAUUGGAGCGUGCGAAACAGACGUGGCGGAAAAAAGUCGCAGUCGGAAACGUUUAAUCGCGAUCGACGGAGUUUUUCGAUGCGAUCUACUUCCGGAAAGUUUUACGUCUUUUAA
Aethina tumida (small hive beetle) is the source of this 638-nucleotide messenger RNA. RefSeq lists its product as uncharacterized. The coding region runs from base 105 to 638 and encodes 177 amino acids. The record is from RefSeq and is a predicted model, not a curated record. The transcript has 5 exons. Lineage: Eukaryota; Metazoa; Arthropoda; Insecta; Coleoptera; Nitidulidae.